AUAUAGAAGUCAUCAUUUUAACAGGCAGAUAUAGAGAGAGAGAGAGAGAGAGAGAUGGCGACGGCGAUGGCGAGAUCUGUACUCCGAACGGCAGUCCGCGGUGGGCCAUUGGCACGGACUCCAGCUUCCAAGAGAUCCUUUGGCUCCUCUGCCCACGACGAUGCCCAUGAAACGGCCAAGUGGGAGAAGAUUACUUAUGCUGGUAUUGUUACAUGCUCUGUUUUGGCCUUCUAUAUCCUUUCAAAGGGCCAUGCUCAUUAUGAAGAGCCACUUCCGUACCCGCAUUUGCACAUUCGCAACAAGGAGUUCCCUUGGGUGUCAUUUGUUGAGUCUUUUAUGAUAUGUGCAGGUCCAGAUGGCCUUUUUGAGAAUAAGCAUCAUCAUUGAUCUUCGAAGGCCAAGAUUGUGAGGAUGUAUCUAGGAAUAAUGAUUGUUCAGCUCAAUUCAGCGUGUGCAAUCCGGAAAUUUACUUUUUGAGACAAACUUGAAAAUCUCCAUGACUGUUUAAUGUCUUCCCAUUAUGGAACCAUGGUUUUUGGGCUGCGUGUUGCAGGUUGUUGGUUAUUUUUGUGUUUCUUCUUUUGUCACUUUGUUUUUCGUAUUUUGUUUGCUGCGAAAUAAGGUUUUAUGAUUAGGAUGUGCUCUUUUGAGUUCAUUGGUUUACGUUGAUACUUCCAAUUUCUUAUUCUUGAGAUGCUUAGAUGUC
Molecule: messenger RNA, 706 nt
Organism: Camellia sinensis
Lineage: Eukaryota; Viridiplantae; Streptophyta; Magnoliopsida; Ericales; Theaceae
Product: cytochrome c oxidase subunit 6a, mitochondrial
Biological process (GO): mitochondrial electron transport, cytochrome c to oxygen
Cellular component (GO): mitochondrial inner membrane
Molecular function (GO): enzyme regulator activity
Source: RefSeq, a predicted model, not a curated record